Hydractinia symbiolongicarpus is the source of this 2397-nucleotide messenger RNA. Its product is annotated as beta-galactosidase-like. Gene Ontology annotation, biological process: carbohydrate metabolic process. Gene Ontology annotation, cellular component: vacuole. The record is from RefSeq and is a predicted model, not a curated record. Gene Ontology annotation, molecular function: beta-galactosidase activity. Bases 164 to 2071 code for a protein of 635 amino acids. NCBI's taxonomy places the organism in Eukaryota, Metazoa, Cnidaria, Hydrozoa, Anthoathecata, Hydractiniidae. The transcript has a single exon.
GCUCUCCUCCACAGUGAUUAACUUCAAAUAUAUAACCUGAAGUUUGAAUUCUUUUUUUUCUUGUGGAGGUGAAACAUUUUUAUGUGUAUACUACAGAGACAUCCAUUUAGUUAAAAUCUAGUUGAUGGCAAGCAAGAACGAUUUGAUACGUUGACGAAGUAAAAUGCCAUCUUUAAAAGCAAUUUUAGCAAUAUUUUUUUCGCAAUUAGUUAGAUUCAGUAUAUGUCACCUACAUAAUACAGAAAAAUCGUUCGUAAUUGAUUACAAAAAUAACCAAUUUUUAAAGGACGGUAAAUCGUUUCGUUAUAUUUCAGGUGGAAUACAUUACUUUCGUAUUCCACGAAUACACUGGCAAGAUCGGUUACAAAAAGCACAGGCAUUAGGGUUAAAUACAAUACAAACAUACAUCGCUUGGAACGUUCAUGAAGAGACACCAGGACAAUACGACUUUGACGAUAAUAAAGAUUUAUUACACUUUAUCUAUUUAGCAGAGAAAUAUAACUUGCUUGUUAUCAUACGUCCUGGGCCUUAUAUUGACGCAGAAUGGGAAUUUGGUGGUUUCCCUUGGUGGUUAGCUAGAGAUCCUACUUUAAAGAUGCGCACACACUCAGACGUAAGAUACAUGGAGCAUGUACGAAACUGGUUUAAUGUUUUACUAAAUCUGUUGAAAUCCAAACUGUAUAAAAAUGGCGGUCCUAUCAUUGCUUUCCAAAUUGAGAACGAGUAUGGAAAUUAUUAUGCGUGUGAUAAAGUUUAUAUGCAACAGUUACAACAACUAUUUUUGAGCAUACUAGGAGAUGAUGUGGUUUUGUUUACAACUGAUGGAUACACUGAUGAUUACUUGCAGUGUGGAACCAUACCGAGUCUUUAUAAAACAAUUGAUUUUGGCACAGAAAUAUCACCUCAAGAAGCCUUUAUGCAACAACGGAAAUAUGAACCACAUGGACCUUUAGUUAAUUCGGAAUUUUACACCGGUUGGUUAGACUACUGGGGUCAACCACACCAAACAAAAGAUCUAAUCAAGAUAGCAAAGCAUUUCGAUCAAAUUUUAUUCUUAAAUGCGUCUGUCAAUUUGUACAUGUUAAUUGGUGGCACAAAUUUUGGCUUUAUGAAUGGCGCGGAUGUGAACAAGAAAGGACAGUUUUUAAUUUCCCCUACUUCCUACGACUACGAUGCUCCAUUAUCUGAAGCUGGCGAUCCAAGAUUGAAAUAUCACGCAUUAAGAGAGGUAAUAAAGAAAUACACCACCAAAGCCUUACGGCCUGUUCCAAAUGCCACUGAAAAAGCACGUUAUGGAAAAUUUCCUAUAAAGUUUGCUUUAACACUUCAACAAGCUAUAUCAAAACUUUAUCCAAAAGGUCCCCCUGUUACGCACGAGUAUCCUUUAACUUUCGAGUCAGUCAAUCAAUCGUACGGUUUUUUACUUUAUGAGGCCCUCAUACCAUCGAAAUAUCGUCACGUUAACACCAUAGAUCUUUUUAUUGAAAAGGUUCACGACAGAUCUACUGUCUAUAUUGAUAAUUACCAUCACGCUAGUUUCCCACGUGGCGCUAUAAAUGUAUCCAUUUCUAGUGGUGAAAAACUUGGAAUAUUUGUUGAAAAUCAAGGGCGUGUGGCAUACGCCAGUAAGGGUAUCCAUUAUCUACCAGAUUCAAAGGGAAUUUUGGGAAAUGUGUAUAUUAACAAAGAAGCAAUAAAAAAUUGGAAUAUAUUUCCUAUGAACGAUAAAAAUAUAAAUAGAUUGGCAAAUGAUAUGUCUAACAGUACUGGCUUCUUACAACAUAAUAUGGAUAGCGGCAUGUUUUACUUUUCUUCUUUCGAAGUACAAAGCAUCGCAGAUACCUACAUAAAUAUGAAUGGUUGGACAAAGGGACAAAUUUUUAUAAAUGAUUUUAACAUUGGAAGAUAUUGGCAGGUUAAAGGGCCGCAAAAAACCUUAUUUGUACCAAAAAAUACCUUAAAUAUUGGCCAUAACAGGUUGUUGAUAUUGGAAUUAGUUGAAGCACCUUGCGACUUCACUGUGCCUCAUCAAUGUUUCAUAGAAUUUGUUGACAAGCCGAUAUUAGGUUAAAACGUCUUGUUGUUUAUAACGCGUACGUACUUGGUUGAUUUUUUUGUUGUAAUUUUUCACACAACUUAUAUGCUUUUGUCUGUAUUCCAUACUCACCUGGAAUAAUAGCUUUUUUAAGAUUGGAAAUUUAGAACCCUGUAAGUGUGUCAUUAAAACUGUGAAUGCUUGAAGAGACCUGGAGACACGAAGGCAGCGUGACUAUAUUAAUUGUGAAAUUAAUUCCAUAAUGUUUAAAAUAAAACUCCAUGACUAAAUAACAAAGUGAAAAUAUAUGUUAAAAGUUGUAUAGAUGCUUUACCGUGAUAAGUUAGCUUGGAAAUGGCGUA